CAUUAAGGCAUUUUUGUAAUUUACGCGUUGAAUGACCUUCGUCCUAACUCAUACGUCGCUUCAUUUUCUUUCUCCCUCUUCUUCUGCAUUUUCUCUCUCCUCCUGCAAAUUCUCUAUUUCGAUUUCUCUAAUCUCGUCGCAUGUCAUCAAUUUUGCAAAUUCUCAUCUCUGAUUAUUAUCGUUGCUUAGGAAAAUUAAUGGGCAGAUCUAGAUUUGGUUAGGGCUAUAAUGAGGUGUUCAAUCAUUCUAUAAUCCGGGAAUUCAAGGAAGCUAAGGUACAAUCGGCUUCUGUAGUAAUUUGAAAGCUAUAAUUGCUCAUUACAAAGGUCAGGUCCUUACUUAGAGGAAGAGUUGGCCUUGUUCAAGGUGUAUGGAUGGUGGGAGUGAUUGAUGAACUCCGGAUGCCUGAUAAUGGGGAAGGAAGAAAGUUAACAUUAGUUGAUACAAAGACGCGUGGUCAACCAAGGCUCCCUGCUGAACCACAAUGCAGAAAUGGAAGGCUACAAUUGAAGUUCUAUAAGCAUUUGUGGGACAAUAUGGUUUCUAAUAACUUCCCUUCUAAACAAUUUUAUGAACAUUUUUCCAUGGACCCUCAACACAAAUUAUCUGAUGAAGUGAAGAUGAAUGCCGCUGAUUCAGGUUUCCCUGCUGAGGUACUGCAGCAACAAUGUUGAUCAGCGUCAGAAUGUAGAUUGCAUGGACUACAACCUACACGAGCUUUAUGCAACUGACACAUUGCAAGCACUAAAAACGUCAUCUAACGGGGCAUGGUCUCCGGUUCCUUCAUCUUUCCGAGCAUACAACAGUUUCUUCCCUUUAAAGACAAACAUUCCUCCCUGGAAGAAAGAUACAAGGGUCAAGUUACAUUCCCUGUUUUGCCCGGCCAAUAAUAAGAUCUUUCAUUAGGGUAAACGUAUAAAUUCAUAAUCAACCUGUUGCAAAACACUACUUCUGUCGUUAGGUGUAGCUUGAAUUGUAUAGUUCUCCAUAGCCAUUUUCAGGGAUUCAAACCUUGAGAAAACCUUUGUCUGUCAGAUUAAAACCAAGUGAAUUAUUGAUUAAAAACAUGAUUUAACUUGGGGGUAA
Messenger RNA from Chenopodium quinoa (quinoa), 1086 nucleotides. RefSeq names its product exonuclease V, chloroplastic-like. The transcript is spliced from 5 exons. Gene Ontology annotation, biological process: interstrand cross-link repair. The record is from RefSeq and is a predicted model, not a curated record. Lineage: Eukaryota; Viridiplantae; Streptophyta; Magnoliopsida; Caryophyllales; Amaranthaceae. Gene Ontology annotation, cellular component: nucleus. The coding region runs from base 375 to 674 and encodes 99 amino acids. Gene Ontology annotation, molecular function: single-stranded DNA 5'-3' DNA exonuclease activity.